Leptosia nina is the source of this 1353-nucleotide messenger RNA. The record is from the annotation of a GenBank genome assembly. Lineage: Eukaryota; Metazoa; Arthropoda; Insecta; Lepidoptera; Pieridae.
AUGGCUAAUGAAAUUGAAGAUCCUAUAUUGCUAAACAGAGCUCAUAUUCUGCUGGAAAAAUUAGCGUUGGAACUACAAGAUUUAUACCUAUAUCGUGAUUUGUUUUUUGAAAAUCACUCUAUUGACAUGGCAAAGGAUAAACACAAAUGCGUUGAAGAGAGGAAGGAGAGUUUAUUAAAAAACUUUGAAAGGGUCAAUGUUGAGACACAAAUUCCCUUUUCAAUGAGAGCCAGAUUCUACUACUUAGAAGGACGAUGCUAUAAUGUAAGCAUAAAAUAUGAUGCAAGAGCUACACAAUGUUUAAGUAAGGCAGUUAAAUUGAACCCACAUUUGGUAGAAGCGUGGAAUGAAUUAGGGGAGUGCUAUUGGAAGAAUAUUAAUGUUAAGGAGGCAAAAGCUUGCUUUGAAGGUGCUUUGAAACAUGAACGCAAUAGGAUAACACUGCGGUGUCUCUCCAUUAUAUUACGACAAGAAGCUGCUACAAAAAAGGAGGGUGAUGCAACACAAAUGAUCCUCAAAAGUGUUGAAUUCGCCAAAGAGGCUGUCUCUCAGGACACUAAGGAUGGACAGUCAUGGAUAAUACUUGGAAACUCAUACUUAUGCCAAUAUUUCACUGUGCUACAAGAUCCGGCUAUUUUGAAGCAAUGCAUGAGUGCAUACAGACAAGCAUACAUGGACCCAGUGGCGAGAGGACAGCCAGAUCUCUAUUAUAAUAAAGCUAUUGCCUUGAAAUAUGAUGAAAAAUACAGUGAAGCCAUAGAAACAUUUGACCAGGCGUGCAGGCUGGACCCGCUGUGGAUGCCCCCAGACCGUGAACGUACUAAGCUCAGGCAGUUCUUGGCUAGCGCCGUAGAUCUGCUGCGCACGCGCGGGAAGAUCAAGUGCAAACGACUUGCUACUAUGCUACAGGCCGUGGAUAAAAAAAUGCUUGGCGACUAUCAGCCCGGGCACAUUGUGAGCCUUGGGCCGAAACGCGCCGUUUUGUUGGAACAAGUGCGCAUCGACGCUCUACAAGAGGGGUCCAAUGAGGGCAAAGUGAUUUUGGGACGUGUCGUCGGGUCCAUACACAGCGAGAAUGCGGUGCCAUUCGCCUUCGCCAUUAUAGACGAGAGCAUGAAGUGCAUGAUAGUCACCGCAUACAACUGGGCAGCCGGGAGGGGCACCCUCAUAGGCGACUGGGUCGCUAUACCCGAGCCCCAGGUCAGCUCGCACCACGUGGUCACACCCGAAAUGACAUACACAUUUAAGUCAAUCCGCAUCAACAACCCGAUGACCCUAUACGUGAAUGGACGUCGCGUAGAACGGGGACAAGUAGCAGCCACGCGGGUGUCCAGCACGUACGAGAUGCACUGA